Messenger RNA from Diaporthe citri, 1665 nucleotides. RefSeq lists its product as uncharacterized. Bases 1 to 1665 code for a protein of 554 amino acids. NCBI's taxonomy places the organism in Eukaryota, Fungi, Ascomycota, Sordariomycetes, Diaporthales, Diaporthaceae. The record is from RefSeq and is a predicted model, not a curated record. Gene Ontology annotation, molecular function: protein binding. Gene Ontology annotation, cellular component: nucleus. The transcript has 2 exons.
AUGGCAUCUGUCUCAUCACACCCGAACGUGGAGGUCCGCGGGAGCAAAGGCUCUGGGACUACUGGUCGUAGCCUUUACGCUACCAAGUCAUUUGCGCCCGGGGAUCUAAUCACAACGUUCACAGACCCGAUUCUAGCACUCCCCAAUGGCCCCUCCGCUAAGACGGUCUGCAGCAACUGUCUCGCACACAACGUGCCCACAAAAGCCUGUACUGCGUGCAAGGCAGUCUCGUACUGUGGCGGAGAAUGCCAGAAGAAGCACUGGAGCUUCAUCCACAAGCAGGAGUGCAAGAGCUUCCGUAAGGUCAAGGAGUCAGUCGAUCAGGAUUGGCUGCCCACCCCUGUCCGUGCUCUCCUCCAGGUCUUACUCCGGUGGGAUGACGAUCUGGACUUGAGAAACGCCUUUGGGAGGCUGGAAGGCAACCUGGACAAAUUCAAGGCCAGGGAGGACAUCUGGAAUGAUAUCAGUCUCCAGGCUUAUGGUGGCAUGACGUAUGCUGGCAGGAAGGAGGAGGACGAGCAGCUCCACCUCGCGCGAGAUAUUCUGUGCAAGAUCCAGACGAACUCGUUCGACCGAACCGACGUGGACACCGGCCAGGCGGGCAUAUUCUUGCAUCCAACCUUGGCCAUGGUGAACCACUCUUGCGUGCCCAACGCCAACGUCAACUUCCUCAAGCGGAAAGCAUGCCUCAAGGCCGAGCUGCCGAUCAAGGAGGGCGACGAGAUCAACAUCUCGUACAUCGACUUCACAAAACCAAAGCUCUUCCGACAACUCGGCCUGGCGCUGUACCACUUUGAGUGCACUUGCCCGCGGUGCAAAGACGACCUGACCGUGUACGAUGUCUGCCAGCAAUCACCCGUCAUUCCCCUCAACUCCUUCAGCCUGGUCCCGAACGUGCAGAAACUCCGAAAGCCCGCGAUCAGCCCUCCGACGUCUAAAAAGGAGCUCCAAGAGCUCAAGGACAGCAUCGAUGAGAUCUACGUCGCCUGCCAGACCCCCGAGAGGUCACGUGGCCCCACAACAACCGAGGAGAGGCUCAUGGUGCUCAAACACCAGUGGAGGCAGUGUCAGCCUCUCAUCCAGGCCGGCAUGUGGGCGCAGGAGCCGCUGGGGCUGACGGUCGAGCACGCCAUCAUGUACUACACGGAGAUAGGGAGCUACGCGCACGCGCUCUCGGUGGCGUGCUUCGCGGCGCUCAACUGCGCGCCCUACAAGUAUCCGGCCCCCUUCAAGGAGCGGCGGCUCAAGGGCCUCAUGGUGAUCGCCAAGACUCUGACCAACACGGCACCGCCGUCGGCGAUGGAGGCACUCACCGAGGUCACGGACCAGAGGGUGAUGGUGUGCCUGCUGCAGGCUGACCAGGUGGCAAUGUGCGAGGCGCUGGCGCUCAUGGUGGAGAAGUACGGGCCCGUGGCACAGACGGAGGAGUGGGAGAUCCUCGACCUGGCGAGGAGCAUGCUGCAGGACAUCGCGAGCCUGCCCGGCCGCGAGAAGGAGGCCGCGCUGCUGCGGGGCUGGGCCGGGAGCAGGGACGAGGCCGGUACCAAGUACUUCAAGGAGCAGAUCCUACAGCCGAUUGAGGACCUCGCUGGGUUUGCUGUUGAGAUUAUGAAGGCGGAUUUCGAGACGGACGAGCCCCUCCUGGAGGUUGACAAGGUCGACUGA